Messenger RNA from Aspergillus novofumigatus IBT 16806, 1437 nucleotides. Its product is annotated as F-box domain protein. NCBI's taxonomy places the organism in Eukaryota, Fungi, Ascomycota, Eurotiomycetes, Eurotiales, Aspergillaceae. The transcript has 4 exons. The coding region runs from base 1 to 1437 and encodes 478 amino acids. The record is from RefSeq and is a predicted model, not a curated record.
AUGUUCUCAGCAGGAAAGCUGCGUUCUCAUCCCGAGCCAGCUUUUUGCAUGGUUUGCGGCCUCAGGGAGGGGGAGGAUAAGUGGCUCAAAGCAAUGACCAAUCCCAGGCAGGACCCCUGGUAUAGGUCGCUCGGGAGUGAGAUACAGAAUGGAACGGACGUGUAUCUCUUUCAUGAGCAGCCAUGCUGGGAUCAUCUCUUGGAACAUUUCGGCCCUGACAAACUUCAUUUGGCCAGUCUCUUUGAGGCAUUGGAGCGUUUACCACUCCCGAGAGACUAUACCUUUCCUUCAUAUGCUUCAUUACCAGGCAGGAUAGGUCUAUGUAAGUGGGUUGGAACGAAAGACGACCGACAUGAAUUCCCCAUCCUCCCUGGCCGGUUUCCCCUUCCGAGUCUGGAAGAGCUGAUGCGGUUCGCAAAAAGCCCUCCCAAGCCCUUGUCAAUUAUCGCGCAAAGGCCCGUCAGCCAUCCAAUAGAUGGUUUCGGACACCUCUCAUUUGACAUUCUUGUGAUUAUAUCAAGCGUGCUACAGACAAAGGAGGCUCUAGACCUACGGCGUGUGACACGAGCUGCAAUCCCACUUUUUGCCAGCUCACAAUUCUGGAGAACGCGAUUUGCCAUCGACGGAGAACGUGGCUUUCUCCGCCCCAUAGUCCGGAGAUUCUCCCCGCCGGAGGGCGAUCAUGGGAUCGACUGGAGACUCCUGUACCAUUGCACUGCCCGUUUGAACUGUAGUGAUUGGUUUGAAAUAGAGAUUCGGGCCUGGGAAACCUUGCGCUGGCUUCGAGACACAGCUUCGGCUAUACACCAUGGGAGGCCACCCCUGCAGCAUUAUCACAAUACCACCCGUCGGAACACAUUCAUUGAGUCCGUCGAGAUAACAUCGUCGUUAUGCAAGAUUGCUAUAUCUGCGCUCCAAGAAGCAGGAGAAGUGAACAUCACCGGGAUCGAGUUUAUCUUUGAUGAUGGUCGUCCCAGCGCCAUGCUUGGCUACUCUACGCCUGGAGCGCAGCGGAUGACACGCAAGAAAUAUGCACGAAAACAACGUAGAGGCCCUUUCGAUGCCCAUAAGCAGUGGCCAUAUCCAGGUGUUCGGGUGACGAUGGAUGUCGUCGGUCUACGUGGGAUCGUGUACCUCAAAGAUGCGAACGGGAUCCACGGCGUUGCUAUAUACCAUGGUGGAGAGGAGUUUGACGACAUUGAUGACACUCUCCAUGUUGGUCUUGAGGCACAUUACCAGGACGAACAAGAGCCGGUUGCAUAUUCUGUCUCCCUGGACAAGGUCGAAAAGGUCAUUGCAGUAGUUGAUAACCGCAAGAUGAUUGACCUGGGAAUUUCCGGGACGACAACGAAGCGGUCUGAAUACGUUGAGGAUGAGUGGGAUGAUGUUGUGCAAUGGUAUAAACAAGAUAAUGCCUUCCUUCUCAAAUCCAUGUGA